AGUUCAGUACUCUCUUAGCCGUGUCUGUGCAACAAAGUUUCAUUUGAAUUUUCGUUCGCGGUAUUUUUUGUGUGCGGUGUAUAUCGCCUCGAAGAAGUGUGAAUUAAUUUAAUGAAGACGCGCAAUAUUGAAGUCAUUGGACGAGUUGUAGUUUUGAUUCCCAAUCAACUGCUCGGGUUGAUAGUGUAGUGUAAGUGUUAUUUCGAAUAAUCGAAUUAUUUGAUGACAAGAAAUUCUGUUUUUUUGGUUUAAAUAAAAACAAGGAGUGGUGUGUACGCUGAGAUAUUAUUUCAAGUUUAAAACAAUAGAGAGUUUUACUUCGAUAAAACCUUUUUUAUUUUCUUCUUCUUCUGUAUAUUCGAAGGUAUAUUUUAUGCCAGCUCAGCGAAUUUGUUUUCGCAUAAAACUGUGCAUAUUGAAAUUGUGUUAUUAUUCGUUUCUAUAAACGCGUACAGCAUUUUCUGAAUAAUAUAAAGGUUAAGGCGAAUGCUAUACUUAUACCUAUAUACCUUCAGUGUUUAGCACAUCCGUACAGCAAGCAAAAUAAAAUAAUAAAAAAAAGUUACGUUAAUUUAUCCAUAUCAAUCAUUAUGUGCAUAUUAUUAAAGUGAUGGAAUAAAUAUGUCGUGUAAUAGCUUCAGCUGCUAAGGAAUACACAUUCUAUAUAGUGUAUUAUAUACUGUGAUGUGAAUGGCACACAAAAAACAAAAACGGCAAAUUAUAUUUUUCUGCUACGCAUUAUAUAUCUCUUGAUAACUUUUGGGAUUAUAGCCGAUUAUGAGGAUUAACGUAUAGAAUAAGUGGAAUAAACAUUCAGUUGAAUGAUUGACGAGAUAAUCAUCAUGCAUAUUACGAUAAUAUUCUUCUCUCGAUUGGAUCAAAUUACUAAGUGCAAUCAGCAAUUUUAUUUUUCAUCAGUGUGUUAAGUGUGAUUGGCUGUGCUAUUAAAACGAAACAUAUUAAAAAAAUUGAAUUUGAAAUAACAAGUUAUUUGAUUCGUUAAAUAUUCAAAUGUGAAAAAGAAGAAGAAUUGUUUGAGUGGUUUUAAAAAUUAGGAAAACAGUCUCGUCUAUCGGCGAUUGAAGAAAAAUGUGAUUAUACAGGGACCGAUCAAUUUGGGAUAUUAAUGAUUGAUGUGUUGUUUCAAUAAUAAAUCGGAAAAAAGUUUUGAAAUAAAUAGAUUCAGUUAUGUGUGAGAAUGCAGACAGGUGUUACCACAAUUGCAACGAUUUUAAUGGAUUACAGUUCAAUUUCUAUAAAAGAAACAUAAAUUUUCCAUUGUGACUGGAAGGAGUGUUAACGACCCUAACAUUUGACAUUUGAACGAAGAAAAUUUAAAAAAAAAUUAUUUAACAAAAAAGAGAAUUCACAACAUCGGACACUGGCACAAGCCAUUGCCAAUUGAAAACAAUUAACAGCAAAAUGUAUAAUAGCGCUGGCAUAAAUGCGGCAGCUGUUGCAGCCCGACAUCCGGGGCCUCCACAACCUGGUCAACCCUUUAAAUUCACUGUCGUGGAAAAUUGUGACAGGAUUAAAGAGGAGUUCAACUUCUUACAGGCACAAUACCACAACUUAAAAAUGGAAUGCGAAAAGUUAGCUCAGGAAAAAACCGAAAUGCAGAGACAUUAUGUGAUGUAUUAUGAAAUGUCAUAUGGAUUGAAUGUGGAAAUGCAUAAACAGACUGAAAUAGCAAAACGUCUGAAUGCCAUCAUAGUCCAAAUCGUACCUUUUCUACAAGCCGAACAUCAGCAGCAAGUUGCCACAGCUGUUGAACGAGCAAAGCAAAUCACAAUGGGAGAAUUGAAUGCUGUGAUCGGCCAACAACGACCAGAUCUUCCUCGCAUUCUCCAGCAAAUGCACGCUCAGCAAAUUCCCGGCCAAGGUGCACCACCGAUGCCACUUGGUAUGCCUCAUCCGAGCAUACCCGGAGCUUUGGGCGGUCCAUUGGGCUUAGGAAGUGCACCGUCGCAGCAUCCUCUGUCGAUACUAAAUAAACAGGAACUGCAUCGACCUGAAGAAACCAAAAGCAAUAGCGGACUCAGCGUGCCUGACGUUCAUCGCAACUCAAUAUCGCCACCAACCGAUCGUGAAAAGUACAGAAAUCUUAGUCACGAACGGCCUCGAUCUCCAUCGGAACAGCACGAUUUGAAGAAGGUGAAAAAGGAAGAGAAAGACAUGGGUCAUCAAUCGGAUGGUGAGAAGUCCGAUCAAGAUCUAGUUGUAGACGAUGCAUCCGAAAUUUCCCCAUUGAGUCCCGUUCCGAAUCAACACCACAGCAACGGUACUGCAUCGCCCAGAGAAAAUGGAUUGAUGGUGAAAAAGCUCGAACACCAAGAUCGAGAACGCAACAUCGGUCCACAUUCACCGCGAUCUGGAACAUCGUCGAAUGCGUCAACCCCAUCCAAUAAGAAACUGGAAGAGAAACCAUCUACUCCCAUCGCCAAAUCAGUGACACCAACAAAUUCGAAUCCAUCGAAUGGCAUUGGAAGUGGAAGCAGUAGUAAUGGUGGACAAUUACCGCCGAGUGGAGUUGUUAAGGCUGUUGCCAAGCCACCUGUAUUAAAUCCGAACUAUCCACAUUACUUGGGACCGAUGAACGGAGCUGGACCACACGAUCUCGGUGCUUAUGGAGCGGCUGGAGUUCAUAACAAUCUACCGCCCGGAUUGAAUAAUUACCCGAGAGCACCACUUCAAGUGGCUUUCGAUCCACAUCCUCAACACAUGAGAGCGCCGAUCGGUGGUGCGAUACCUGGAGGAAAGCCAGCGUAUUCAUUUCAUGUGAGCGCAGACGGUCAAAUGCAGCCUGUGCCCUUUCCGCAUGAUGCCUUGAUUGGACAAGGGAUACCCCGACAUGCACGCCAAAUAAACAAUUUAUCGCAUGGUGAGGUCGUUUGUGCCGUUACCAUUUCGAAUCCAACUAAAUAUGUUUACACUGGCGGCAAGGGCUGUGUCAAGGCAUGGGAUAUUACGCAGCCCGCAAACAAAAAUCCAGUCUCUCAGCUGGAUUGUCUUCAACGCGACAACUACAUUCGAUCGGUGAAAUUGUUGCCGGAUGGCCGGACUUUGAUUGUCGGUGGUGAGGCAUCAAAUCUAUCCAUCUGGGAUCUAGCCAGUCCGACGCCGCGCAUUAAAGCCGAACUAACGUCCAGUGCACCGGCGUGCUAUGCACUGGCCAUCAGUCCCGAUUCUAAAGUGUGCUUUUCGUGUUGUUCCGACGGUAACAUCGCCGUUUGGGAUCUACACAAUCAAGCGCUUGUCAGACAAUUCCAAGGGCACACUGACGGCGCAUCCUGCAUUGAUAUUAGCCCGGACGGCAAUAAAUUGUGGACGGGUGGCUUAGACAAUACGGUUCGAUCGUGGGAUUUGCGAGAGGGACGACAAUUGCAACAGCACGAUUUUACAUCACAGAUAUUUUCGUUGGGAUACUGUCCAACCGGUGAUUGGUUGGCUGUUGGUAUGGAAAAUUCGAAUGUGGAAGUGCUGCAUGCAACAAAACCGGACAAAUAUCAAUUGCAUUUGCACGAAAGUUGUGUGUUAAGCUUGAAGUUUGCCGCUUGUGGCAAAUGGUUCGUGUCCACCGGUAAAGACAAUUUACUCAAUGCAUGGCGGACGCCGUACGGUGCUUCCAUUUUCCAGUCGAAAGAAUCUUCAUCAGUACUCAGCUGUGACAUAUCAGCCGACGAUAAGUACAUUGUCACUGGUUCUGGUGAUAAGAAGGCUACCGUUUAUGAAGUCAUUUACUAGACGUUUAUUCACCAUUUAGCUUUUGAAAAUAAAUUGAGAGAAUUUCCAAAUAGAAAAAAAUAAAAAAUUUAAUUUCAAAAAAUUAGCGCCAAGAGUAAGAAAACACAUUUGAUGGAAAAUCCUUUGUUACUAUUAGGCGACAACCCACUACGCGUUUUGUAUAAAAAAAGAAGAAAACUCUGAGAAGAGACUCGCUUAAAAGAAAAAAAAAAAGUUUUUUUUCGGUUUUUUCGUUUAAAUUCUAUAUUUCGAUUUGGACUGAUGUGAGAGCUCGAAUGUGAGUUAAAAUAGAAGAAAUAUUGUAUCAGUGAGACUUUAUAUAUAUAUAUAGAUGUAUGUAUAAUGCUUGUGAAUGAUUUUUUAAAUGCAAAUCGAAAAGCUUAGCUCAGUUAAUUUUUGGUUAAGUGCGAGAGACUGUAUGACGAAUUUGUAAAUCAAUUUUUAAGUUCAUAAAAAUCUAGGCUUAUAAAACAAGAAUAUUUUCAAUUGCAUUAAGUAGUAGCUGUAUAUGUGUACUUUAUAAGUGUUUUUUAAAAAA
Messenger RNA from Bradysia coprophila, 4282 nucleotides. Its product is annotated as protein groucho-like. Gene Ontology annotation, biological process: regulation of DNA-templated transcription; negative regulation of canonical Wnt signaling pathway. Gene Ontology annotation, cellular component: nucleus; transcription regulator complex. Lineage: Eukaryota; Metazoa; Arthropoda; Insecta; Diptera; Sciaridae. Gene Ontology annotation, molecular function: protein binding; transcription corepressor activity. The record is from RefSeq and is a predicted model, not a curated record.